AUGAGUGACGAGAUUGAAUACGCUGAAAAGCAAAUCUUCAAUGAAAAGCCUGAUCUUUCAUGGCCAUCUGUAAGACAUUAUCUUGCUACCAGAGCUUCAACUUUAUUCGACUUACCUUAUAAAAAAUCUAAUUUAACUGUUUGGGAAACUUUAAAUCCUAUUCCUGGUUUAAAAGAAGUGACACCUUUGGGUUAUUCCAUGUACUUUUGUGGUUUCACUGCUUGGGUUAUCGAUGCUUUUGAUUUUUUCGCUUGUUCUGUUGCUUUACCUGAAAUUGCUGCUACAUUAAAUGUUUCUAUUACAGAAAUUAGUUGGGGUAUUACAUUGGUUUUAAUGUUAAGAUCUGUUGGUGCGGCUAUUGGAGGUAUCUUAGCGGAUUAUUAUGGAAGAAAAUGGGUAUUCAUAGGUAUUUGUUUUGGAUUUAUAGUCAUUGAAAUAGGAACUGGUUUCGUCAAGACUAACCAACAAUUUUUAGGUGUUAGAGCUGUUUUUGGUGCUUUAAUGGGUGCUAUGUAUGGUGCUGCCAGUACCACUGCUUUAGAAGAUUUACCUCCUAGAGCUAGAUCAGUAUUAUCUGCCUUCUUUUUGGUUGGUUACAAUUUAGGUUAUCUUUUAGCCACUGCCUUUUUCAGAGCUUUUGAACCAACUUAUAAAGAAGGAGAAGGUUGGAGAUCUUUAUUCUGGUUUUCUGCUGGUUUACCAUGUAUUAUCAUUGUAUGGAGAUUCUUCUUACCAGAAACCAGGGCAUUUGUCAAAUUACAACAACAGAAAAAGAUGAUCAAAGCCAAACAAGAAGCUUCUGGAGAACUCAUUAACAGAACAGGUAUCUCCAAAUACAUUGAUCCAGCGGUUGUGAAAACCAUCAAAACUGAAUGGUUAACUUUCAUUUACUUGGUUUUAUUGAUGGCAGGUAUGAAUUUCAGUUCUCAUGGAACCCAAGAUCUUUACCCUACCAUUUUAUCUACCCAAUAUCAAUACGAUUUUGAUACUAGAACAAUUAUCUUAUGUGUAGCUAAUAUUGGUGCUAUGGUAGGAGGGUUCUUAGUUGGUCAAUUAUCCGAAUUAUUAGGUAGAAGAUUAACUAUCAUCAUUUUUAUUAUUAUUGGUGGUGCUUUCUUAUAUCCCGCUUAUAUGGUUGAUCAUGUACCAACUAUUUUGGGUGGUUCAUUCUUCUUGGUAUUUUGUGUUAUGGCCACUUACGGUAUUUCUGUGUGUAUUAUCAUCGAAUUGGUUAACGCCAAUUAUAGAGCUUUCUUGUCGGGUGUGGUAUACCAAUUGGGUAAUUUAGCCUCCAGUGCGUCAUCGACUAUCGAGUCCAAAUUGAGUGAACAGUUCCCCAUUACAACCAAAACUGGUUUACCUUCUCAUAACUAUGCUUUAGUUACUUCCAUUUUCUGUGGUGCUAUCUUUGCUUAUAUCAUUUUAAUUACAUUCUUGGGUUACGAAAGAUUCCAUAGAGAUUUAGAAAUUCAUAGUGAUAUGCAUUCAAUCAGAGAAGUUCAAAGUGAAACCAGUUCUUUGGAUAGUAAGGUUAAAUUGGGACACAUGGAAAAGGUUUAA
Messenger RNA from Yamadazyma jaroonii, 1560 nucleotides. The record is from the annotation of a GenBank genome assembly. Lineage: Eukaryota; Fungi; Ascomycota; Pichiomycetes; Serinales; Debaryomycetaceae.